UCCACUCUUCCCCAUCCAACCAAACCCUCGCCUCCGCCGCAGGCCGCACCAUCAUCGUGCCGCCGCCGCCGGCGCUGAUGGACCGGCACGUGAAGGAUUCCUUCCGCCGCCUUCCGCCGGAACUCGUCGAGGAGGUCCUCCUCCGCCUUCCGCCGGACGAGCCCGCCUGCCUCGUCCGCGCCUCCGCCGCCCUCAAGCCCUGGCGCCGCAUCCUCGCCAGUGCGGGCUUUCGCCGCCGCUACCGCGAGUUCCACGGGACACCUCCCGUCCUGGGGCUUAUCCAAGAGGACGCCAGCUUCCUCCCCAUAGCCUCCCUCCCCGCCCAGCCUGAUCGCCCCCGCCGGACCGCUCUGACGGCCCUGGACUGCCGCCGGGGUCGCUACCUAUUCGACACCUACAACCGGUACUUCAGGGUAGGGGAGACCGUCCGCAUAACGGUCGCGGACCCUCUGACGAGCCACGAGUGCCGCUUGGGCACACCGUUGCACGAUGGCGUGCUCUGGUUCAGCGCGGCGGUGCUCUGCGCCACACAAGGCUGCGACCACCACGGUUGCCUGGGAGGGCAUUUCCGUGUGGUCAUCGUAGCCACCAAUCAGAAGUGAACAGUCACAUCGGGCUGGCUGUACUCAUCGGAGACUCGCGUGUGGAGCGAUCUCACCUCUGUUCAUCACCCCAAUGUCACCAAAUAUAGCUACGACCGUGGUUCGCCUAGCGUUCUUGUGGGUGAUACACUCUACUUCGACUUGGAUGGUGUUAUUGAGUGCCAACUUGGCACCCUAAGCUUGUCAAUGUUUGAGAGGCCAACCGAUGGCAAGGGGCGUCUUAUGACGGCGGAAGACGGCGGGCUGGGAUUCGCUGCCGUGGUUGAUGUCACAAAUCUAACCCUGUGGUCAAUGCAUACCGGAUGGGAGGCAGCCAUGGGAUGGGCAAAACUCAGGGUAAUCGACCUUACAACGCUGCUCCCUGACGAGGCCCUCUCGAUGCCGGCACCUGAAGAUGGGAUUAGUGGCAUCGCGGAGGGCACCCAAAUCAUUUUUCUGAGCACAUCUGUUGGUACCAGCAGAAUUGUGUUUCCCUACAUGAG
Messenger RNA from Triticum urartu, 1084 nucleotides. NCBI's taxonomy places the organism in Eukaryota, Viridiplantae, Streptophyta, Magnoliopsida, Poales, Poaceae. The record is from RefSeq and is a predicted model, not a curated record.